Corylus avellana is the source of this 1050-nucleotide messenger RNA. RefSeq names its product RNA-binding (RRM/RBD/RNP motifs) family protein. The record is from RefSeq and is a predicted model, not a curated record. Lineage: Eukaryota; Viridiplantae; Streptophyta; Magnoliopsida; Fagales; Betulaceae. Gene Ontology annotation, molecular function: mRNA binding.
CCCGGAGAUUUCUCGAACCCUCCUCAGCCCUGUCUGUUUAGAGAAUCUAUACCUUAUUUCUCCCUCCACCUCUCUGUCUCUCUCUGUCUCUCGCUGAAAGCCGAUUACGACGCCGUUUAGCAGCGGAACCAUGUCGAUCCCAUCGUCGUCCUCCCAAUUCACCUACUCGAGCACCGGCACAAGCACCAGCGGUUCCUAUUUCCCCAUGCCCUUCCACCUCCAGCACUCGGCCGCUGCAACGACGCCGUCGCAGUACCCCACCCCCUACGUGGCCCCACUCCCCGUCGCCGCCCCCGUCUAUCCCGCUGCCCCCGCCCCCGCCGGCGCCGGCGCCUACUCCCUCCCUCAGUACCACCAGGCCCAACAGUUGUUUCAGAGGGAUGCGCAAACGAUUACACCCGAAGCACUUGAGAGUGUGAAGGCUGCCCUUGCGAGCAGUGAAAUUGAGCACAAAGCGGAGACUAAGAAGAAAGCACUGCCUCGCAAAGCCGCUGGCCAAUCUUGGGAGGACCCAACCCUCGCAGAGUGGCCAGAAAACGAUUACCGCCUCUUUUGUGGUGAUCUUGGAAAUGAAGUAAAUGAUGAUGUUCUUUCAAAAGCAUUUUCAAGAUUUCCUAACUUUAACAUGGCGAGAGUUGUCAGAGAUAAGAGGACUGGCAAGACCAAGGGCUAUGGAUUUGUUAGCUUUUCGACUCCCGCUGACAUUGCUGCAGCACUUAAAGAGAUGAAUGGUAAAUAUGUUGGAAAUCGUCCAAUCAAACUACGUAAGAGCAACUGGAAGGAGAGGACUGACCAUGAGGCAUUGGAAAGACAAAAGAACCAAAGUCAAAAGAAACCGAAGCUUUCGAAGAAGAGUGUCUUGCACAAGUGAGACUAAAGUUAUAUGAUGCGAAUGUAUUGAUGUUGAACAGUCUAAAGAGCUUUCUGUGCCUUUCUCCAUUUGUUAACUAAGGUUAUAUGAUUAUGUGAAUGUAAUGAUGUUGAACAGUCACAAUUAACAGAUGUGAAUGUUAUUGAAUCGAGUAUUGCUGAAGUGUUGGCUUUGUUCCA